Molecule: messenger RNA, 438 nt
Organism: Penicillium brevicompactum
Lineage: Eukaryota; Fungi; Ascomycota; Eurotiomycetes; Eurotiales; Aspergillaceae
Product: Hsp20/alpha crystallin family protein
Exons: 1
Coding region: 1-438 (145 amino acids)
Biological process (GO): response to salt stress; protein folding; protein complex oligomerization
Source: RefSeq, a predicted model, not a curated record
AUGUCUUUGGCACCCUUCCUCCACCGGGGCCCGUCGAGUCUUGCCCGUAUACUCGGAGAGUACGACAACUUCAUGUCGCAGAAGAGCUUCAGCAGCCUUCGCUCUACAUUCACGCCAACCUUUGAUGUGCGAGAAACCAAGGACGGGUACGAGCUCGAAGGCGAGCUGCCUGGUGUGAAACAAAAGGAUAUCGAGAUUGACUAUCCUGACUCAAAUACUAUGCAGAUCAAGGGCCACACUGAACAUACUUCCGAAGAGAAGGACGGAUCCUGGUGGGUUUCUGAGCGCUACAUGGGUGACUUCCGACGGUUGUUCAGGUUUCCAUCGCCUGUCGACAGAGAUGCGACACAUGCUCAUUUGAAAGAUGGAAUCCUGACAAUUACUGUUCCGAAGACUGAGAAGCACGAUGAAACCAAGAAGAUCACAAUUGAGGAAUGA